CAUAGCGCUAUUACACUCUCCCCAUUACCAAAAUGUUCGCGACUCUGACUCACGCGCCACCCUCCUUGAUAAACUCACUCCACCUCUCUCGCACAUAUUCUUUGUCCGCUCGCAGUGUUUUGCUGGUUGCAGCCACCAGAUUUCUCUGCUUCCAGUACCGCCGAAUUAGAGCCCGUACGGUCACCUCCAUGGCCGGAGAUAACUCGAACGACGGCGAAUCCUCGCUUGACCACGUCGCUGGAAGCUGGUACUCAGUGCCGGAGCUCCGGCUCCGAGACCAUCGCUUCAUUGUGCCCCUCGACUACGCUCUCGAUCGUCGCGCUUCCCCUAAGAUCUCCAUUUUCGCUCGCGAAGUAGUCGCAGCUGGGAAAGAAGAUCAACCACUGCCAUACUUAUUAUUCCUACAAGGUGGACCUGGAUUUGAGUGCCCUCGACCAACCGAAGCUAGUGGAUGGAUACAAAAAGCUUGUGAAGAAUUUCGUCUAAUAUUGAUGGAUCAACGAGGAACAGGCUUAUCGACUCCUUUGACAGCAUCAUCUAUGUUACAAUUUAAGUCCGCAGAGGAUUUGGCUGACUACUUAAAACAUUUUCGAGCUGACAAUAUAGUAAAUGAUGCUGAGUUUAUUCGAGUACGUCUGGUUCCUGAUGCUGGACCUUGGACAGUUUUGGGUCAGAGUUAUGGUGGUUUUUGUGCAGUUACCUAUUUGAGUUUUGCACCACAAGGACUAAAACGAGUCCUUCUAACUGGAGGAAUCCCUCCAAUUGGAAAUGGAUGCACAGCAGAUACCGUGUAUAGGGCAUGCUUUGAACAGGUUAUGCAUCAGAAUGAGAAGUACUACAAGAGGUAUCCUCAGGAUAUUGAAAUUGUUCGCGAAGUUGUUAACUAUUUAGCAGAGUCUGAAGGAGGCGGGGUGCUUCUUCCAUCUGGGGGUAUCUUAACCCCAAGGGGACUGCAAAUUCUUGGUCUCUAUUGUUUAGGAUCUUCUGCUGGUUUUGAGCGGUUGCACUAUAUGCUUGAGGGGGUCUGGGAUCCUGUAAUAGUUCCGGGAGCACCAAAGCAAAUGAAUUACUACUUUUUGAAUGCUUUUGAGAAGUGCUUAGCUUUUGAUACAAAUCCACUAUAUGCGCUUCUGCAUGAGUCUAUCUACUGUCAGGGUGCUUCAUCAAGGUGGUCUGCUCAAAAAAUAAGGAGUGAAUACGAGGAGAAAUUUGAUGCAAUCAAGGCUUCAAAAGGUUGCCCUGUACUUUUCACGGGAGAGAUGAUCUUCCCCUGGAUGUUCGAUGAGAUUCAUGCUUUGAGGCAAUUCAAAGAUGUUGCUCAUAUAUUGGCUGAGAAGAAGGAUUGGCCUCCACUAUAUGACGCCACUGUGCUGAAUAAUAAUAAGGUACCUGUUGCAGCUGCUGUUUAUUUUGAUGAUAUGUUUGUCAACUUCAAGCUGGCCAUGGAAACAGCUUCUCAGAUAGCAGGGAUUAGGCUGUGGAUCACCAAUGAGUACAUGCAUUCUGGUCUGCGCGACGCAGGGGGCCGGGUUUUUGAGCACUUGAUGGGAAUGUUAAAUGGAAAGAAGCCUUUGUUCUGAUCCCCAUUUCCGCUCCUAAAUUACUACUAUUAUUCGAGUUAAAUUUACCCGGUAGCCUAUUUCCCUCAAUAAAUUAAAUUAACAUGUUCCAAUCGGUGGAUCAAAAAUCAUGUCUUUGAGGCACUCUCUUAAACUGAUCAGAGUUCAAGAUGAAGCUUGUAUAUUGUCUUGGAAUAUCGUUUCAAGAUAUUGAAUUGGCAACCAUUGUAUAUAUGGAUGCUCUUUAUAAGGUACAUUCACAAUUUGCAGCUGGACUAGCAAGCAAAGUAUCAGAAUGUUUAAAGCUGUUGGGCUGUGAGUGUGCUACAUUUGAACAUAUUGAAAUAUGACAAAUGCUACACAAACUUGAGUAUUUCAAGAGAAAUACUUUUGAGAGACUACUGCAGGCUUGUGUAUUCUUUUUUCA
Molecule: messenger RNA, 1986 nt
Organism: Alnus glutinosa
Lineage: Eukaryota; Viridiplantae; Streptophyta; Magnoliopsida; Fagales; Betulaceae
Exons: 10
Coding region: 33-1580 (515 amino acids)
Biological process (GO): proteolysis
Molecular function (GO): peptidase activity
Source: RefSeq, a predicted model, not a curated record